AUGUGGUUGAAAGCUCGCAGAAGCGAAUUCUCUGGCAGAAAAAUGGGAAAUUUCGAGGAUUUGAAUUCAUUCUUCAUUUUUGGACUUGAGAGCUCGGAAAUUGGCAAUUCUUCGAGGGAUUUUCGGAGAGAGCUUUGGGUUGUGUAUAAAACUGCACAAAUUUGUAGAAUUCUGAGCCUGUUUCAGGGCGCACGAGUGUUAUCGCAGGUUACCAAUUACCAUGUCAUUGCUAAAUUAUCUACUGAUCAAAGUGGACUGCAGCGUUGUAAGGUUUCUUUAGUAAAUGCUAAAGGAGAAAGCAUAGCUAAGGAAGCGAAGAUUGUAGGUGUUGAUCCAGCAUAUGAUCUGGCUGUUCUCAAGGUUGAUGUUGAAGGUGAUGAAGUAAAACCAAUCUCUGUUGGUGCCUCCCGUGGCUUACGUGUAGGUCAAAGUUGCUUCGCCAUUGGAAAUCCCUAUGGAUUUGAAAACACUCUGACAACUGGGGUAAUACUUAUCUACAGCAGGGAAAUACCUGCACCAAAUGGAGCCGCCAUUAAAGGAGCUAUUCAAACAGAUGCUGCUAUUAAUGCUGGGAAUUCAGGUGGACCGUUGAUUGAUUCAUCUGGUCAUGUAAUUGGUGUAAAUACAGCAACCUUCACCCGCAGAGGCUCGGGUAUGUCGUCAGGGGUUAACUUUGCCAUACCAAUUGACACGGUUGUACGAACAAUACCUUACCUGAUCGUUUAUGGAACAACAUACAAAGACAGAUAUUGA
Molecule: messenger RNA, 753 nt
Organism: Nicotiana tabacum (common tobacco)
Lineage: Eukaryota; Viridiplantae; Streptophyta; Magnoliopsida; Solanales; Solanaceae
Source: RefSeq, a predicted model, not a curated record